ACCACUUAUAUAGUCUAUUGACUGAAGAAGACCUCGUCUGUGUAGGUAGUUAAUGAAUAAUAUACCAACUGACUAAGUAAAGCGAGCCCUCCAUGUCCAUUAAUCGUAAGUUGCCUGCUCGGCUAUGCCCUUACCCGACGCGAGCCGACAUCCGAUCGGGAUGGCGUCCCCGCAUCUGUGCGGGGAAUAUUUAUCUUCUUGUUCUUCUUCUUCCUCGAACAACUGAUUUCCAUCUUGAAUUAAUUCUGAGUACCAAUUACUUCUUCUUCUCGUUCAACAAUCUACUUCAUUCAAAAUGAGAAACCACGUUUUCCCCGGUGGCAUCCACGUCCCCAUCCUGACCUGGUUCAAGGAUGGUCCCCGCCAGGAGAUCGAUUGGGAGGUCCAGGAGCAACAUUUCAAGUACAUGGUUGAGUCGGGGAUGCAUGGAUUGGUUCUUGCAGGAACCAACGGCGAGGCCGUCACCCUGUCGACGGAAGAGAAAGUCGAGCUGGUGCGCCGCGCUCGCGCCGUUGCCACCCAGCUCGGCCGGCCCGAUAUCACCAUCACCCUCGGGGCGAGCGGACAGGCCACGCGCCAGGUGAUCGACGAGUGCGUUGCGGCGAAGACCGCGGGGGCCGAUUUCGCCAUGGUCCUGGUCCCCAGCUACUUCCACUUCGCCAUGGAUUCCGCCGCCAUCAUCGCCUUCUUCCAGGAGGUCGCCGACAACAGCCCCGUGCCCAUCAUGGUCUAUAACUUCCCCGGUGUCGCCGCGGGCCUCGACGUCAACUCCGAGAUGCUCAUCACCCUCAGCGAGCACCCGAACAUCUCCGGUGUGAAGCUCACCUGCGGCGGUAUCGGUAAGGUGCCCCGCGUCACCGCCGCUACCUCGCAGUUCAGCGUGCUCGGCGGCCAGAUCGACUGGCUUAUCCCUGCCAUGUCCGUCGGCGGCAUCGGGGCCAUCACCGGCAUGGCAAACUUGUGGCCUAGGGCUUGCGUUGAACUGUACGAGCUCGCCCUUGCCGGUAAGACACAGGAAGCCACCGAGCUGCAGCUCAAGGCGGCCACCUCGGAAUGGGCCUUUGCCAAGGGCGGCAUCAACGGUAGCAAAUGGGUUGUUGCCCACCUGCUGGGAUACCCCGCCACCAGCGCUGCCUGCCGUCGUCCGUACCCGCUCUUCUCCGACCCCAGCAAGCAGGAAUGGAUCGUGGAACUGUCGGAGAGGCUGCGACCGGUCGAAGAGGCUCUCGCCAAGCAGAAGCAGUAG
Molecule: messenger RNA, 1246 nt
Organism: Penicilliopsis zonata CBS 506.65
Lineage: Eukaryota; Fungi; Ascomycota; Eurotiomycetes; Eurotiales; Aspergillaceae
Exons: 3
Coding region: 296-1246 (316 amino acids)
Molecular function (GO): 4-hydroxy-tetrahydrodipicolinate synthase activity
Source: RefSeq, a predicted model, not a curated record